CUCUCUUCUUCUCACUCAGAAAUCAGAAUACAGAAAAUAGGAAGCAAAUCAUAACUCAACAUUUAGCUAUAGAUCUCUCUUCUCUUUCUUUCCCGUUUCUCCAAAUCCUUCUUCAAACACUUUCCCUCAUUCAAUCUUUCGCAGUGUUUUCUGUCGAUCGAUCUUUCUCCCAUUCUUUUCCGCCUCUACUCUUUCUCAUGUAGUGGCUCUUUUCAAUCAGUUACCGCCAUAGUUUUCGUUUUUCUUUUUUUCCAUUUUUUCUUAAAGUAAUGGCCUCUUUUCGACGGACUCUGUCGCCGGCGUAUCCCGAUCGCCAGUACCUUAACGGUUCGUUUUCAGUCUCCUCCCCGUCGCACAAGCUUCCGUCCUCAAACGCAAAGUACUCCUCGCCGCUGCCGGAGCUUGUGGCGGCGUUCCUUCGCCUCGCCGGCGGGGUGUUCACGCGCCGGCACGGUCGGAAGGGGCAGUGGAGGCGCGUGGUGGUCAGGUGCGUGCUGUGCUUCUUCGUUGGGUUCUUGCUAGGCAUGUUCCCGUUCGGCCACGUGUCGGAGGACGUUCGCUCGCACGAAAUCUCGUUUGAGAUGAAGCCGCCGCCGCUGCCGCGCGCCGCGAACAACGCGCAGCAGCUGCUCCUCGAAGAUCGCGUGCUUCGGAAUCGCGUGGAGAGGGAGGGUUUGGUGAUCGAUCCGGUGAGUUUAAGCGCGGAGUGGGAGAGGCGGAGUGAGAGGUUCGAUUUCACGCCGAGGAAGCCGCUGAUUGUGGUGACGCCGACAUACGACCGCGCGUUUCAGGCGUAUUUCCUGAACCGGCUGGGGCAGGUGCUGCGGCUGGUGCCGCCGCCGGUGGUGUGGAUUGUAGUGGAGAUGAAGGCGGCGUCGAUGGAGACAGCGGAGGUACUGAGGAAGACGGGCGUGAUGUACAGGCAUUUGGUGUGCAAUAGGAAUUCGACGGAUGUGAAGGACAGAGGGGUUCACCAGAGGAACACGGCGUUGGAACACAUUGAGCGUCAUAGGCUUGAUGGAAUUGUUUACUUUGCGGAUGAUGAUAAUGUGUAUUCUCUCGAGUUGUUUGACGCCUUGAGAGAUAUCAGCCGCUUUGGCACUUGGCCUGUUGCCAUGCUUGCGCCAAGCAAAAACAAGGCCAUUUUGGAGGGUCCUGUAUGCAAUGCAAGCCAAGUGAUUGGAUGGCAUACAAAUGAGAAAAGUAAAAGACUUCGUAGAUUCCAUGUUGAUAUGUCUGGAUUUGCAUUCAACAGCACAAUCUUGUGGGAUCCAAAACGAUGGCGACGCCCUUCUUCAAAUCCCGUACGACAGUUAGACACAGUGAAGGAGGGUUUUCAAGAGACCACCUUUAUAGAACAAUUGGUGGAAGAUGAAAGUCAAAUGGAAGGUUCACCUCCUGGUUGUUCAAAAAUAUUGAAUUGGCAUCUCCAUUUGGCUGCUAAUAAUAUAGUUUACCCAAAAGGUUGGGUGCUUCAGAAAAACCUAGAUGCUGUCAUACCUGUCAAGUAAUCCUCCACCAAUUUUAUUGUGUGUGAUAGUUUGCCCAUAUUUGGUAUUGAUUCAUCACUGAAUAGAUGGAUGCAUGAGUUAGCCACCAUUGGCACUAAUGCAUUGUGUUGGCGGACAAGACAGGAACAGGUUAUUGAUUUUGUUCCCAAAGUCUCUUGCACAAAAAUAUUUGCAAGGGAAAAUUUUUGCUGUUGUAUAGUAUGCUGCCUUAUUUCUUUGAGAGAAAUAGAUCCUCCUAGAAGAACAAAAAACCGUUUUAAUCAACUUGUUUGAUUUUCAACAUUAUAUACAGUUAUGUAUAGGUGGAUGUUUCAUCUGGGGGCUAAUUUGAUGUUAAGCAAUAUUGUUUCUGAUUUAGGCCAUACAUCAAAAUUUUCUGAGUGUAAUUUCUCAAAUGUACUCCACUGUUAAUAUUUCUUUUUAUUCUUUCAAUUGAUGGUACUCUUCCCAGUACUUAGUUUU
Molecule: messenger RNA, 1973 nt
Organism: Glycine soja
Lineage: Eukaryota; Viridiplantae; Streptophyta; Magnoliopsida; Fabales; Fabaceae
Product: probable beta-1,4-xylosyltransferase IRX9H
Exons: 4
Coding region: 270-1511 (413 amino acids)
Biological process (GO): plant-type secondary cell wall biogenesis; glucuronoxylan biosynthetic process
Cellular component (GO): Golgi membrane
Molecular function (GO): galactosylgalactosylxylosylprotein 3-beta-glucuronosyltransferase activity; xylosyltransferase activity
Source: RefSeq, a predicted model, not a curated record